UGCGCAGGCGCCGCUCGGGGCUCGGCGUCUGCCCGCGGGGCGCGGCGCGGUUCCGCGUAGCGCGGCCGCUCCUUCCCCGCCCCGGAGGGCCCCGCACGGCGCCAGUGAGCGCCCGGCGGGGCGUGCGCGCCCCUCCUUCUCCCUCCUUCCCCUCCCUCCCUUCUUCCCUCCUUCGCCUGCCUCUCUCCGCCCGCCGUGAGGGCGGGAGGGAAGCGGCAGCCCCGAGCGGGAGCUGAGGGAGGCGGCGCGCCGGGAGCCAUGCGGGAGUACAAGGUGGUGGUGCUGGGCUCGGGCGGCGUGGGCAAGUCCGCCCUCACCGUGCAGUUCGUGACGGGCUCCUUCAUCGAGAAGUAUGACCCCACCAUCGAGGACUUCUACCGCAAGGAGAUCGAGGUGGACUCCUCGCCGUCGGUGCUGGAGAUCCUGGACACGGCGGGCACCGAGCAGUUCGCCUCCAUGCGAGACCUCUACAUCAAGAACGGCCAAGGCUUCAUCCUGGUCUACAGCCUGGUGAACCAGCAGAGCUUCCAGGACAUCAAGCCCAUGCGGGACCAGAUCAUCCGGGUGAAGAGGUACGAGAGGGUGCCCAUGAUCCUGGUGGGCAACAAGGUGGACCUGGAGGGCGAGCGGGAGGUCUCCUUCGGGGAGGGCAAAGCCCUGGCCGAGGAGUGGAGCUGCCCCUUCAUGGAGACCUCGGCCAAAAACAAAGCCUCGGUGGACGAGCUCUUCGCGGAGAUCGUCAGGCAAAUGAACUACGCCUCGCAGCCCAACGGGGACGAGCAAUGCUGCUCCUCCUGCGCCAUCCUCUGAGGGCAGCAGGGGCUGGCUGAGGGGACACGGCGGUGGCGGCCGGCGGGGAGCGGCGGCGGGAGCGGCCCCGCAGCCCCGGCCGGAGCCCGCCCUCGGCGAGCCGCCGAGAACGAACACACACACACAAAAUCGAGAAACAAGAUAUCAUCGUGUUGGAAAUGUGGCUUUUUUCGGCAUGUACGUUUCGUCCAGUCUUGGUCGUUGAGUAUAUUUGUGUCUGCCCCGCGCUGGCAGCGGGCACGGGGCGGAGAGCUCCGGGCAGGAGCGGAGCCUGCAGCCCGAGAGAACGGAGCUGGGGCGGGGGAUCCCCCCCUCCCCGGGGCACGCCGAGGAGGUCGGCGGUAGCGAUGCUGAGCCUCUCUCUCGGGCACACACUGAGGAGAUCGGCGGGAGCGGUGCUGAGCCUCUUCUUUCCCCGGCAUACACGGAGGAGAUCGGCAGGAGCGGUGCUGAGCCUCUUCUCCCCCGGCACACACCGAGGAGAUGGGUGGGAGCGGUGCUGAGCCUCUUCUCCCCCCGGCACACCGAGGAGAUGGGUGGGAGCGGUGCUGAGCCUCUUCUCCCCUCGGCACACCGAGGAGAUGGGUGGGAGCGGUGCUGAGCCUCUUCUCCCCCCGGCACACAGAGGUGAUCGGCGGGAGCGGUGCUGAGCCUCUUCUCCCCACGGCCCACACCGAGGAGAUGGGUGGGAGCGGUGCUGAUCCCCACCCCCAACACGCUCCUUGGGACACGCCGAGAUCGUCGAGGCCGGUGCUGAGCUUCCCUCCCGGAGACCGAGCCCCCCCGGGACACGCCGAGAAGAACGGCGGGAGCAGUGCCCAUCUGUACCCCCCCCACUCGAGACACGCGUGGAGCCUCCGCCGCCGGCCCGAGGAUCGCUAUGCAAAGUUGAGGGUGGCAGCGCCGGGUGCUGACCCUGUGAAACCAGUGUGUGACUGGAAGGCUGUGCUCAGCAGGCAGCUUUAGGAAGGUAGAGUGACUUUAAUGCAAGAGGGCCCUGUAAGAUCAGGCCCUUCCUUACUGGAAAGGGUGGUGGCUUGUUGGGAUUAAAUUCUGCAGGUCAGUUAUCCACAAAAUGGGAGCUUUUGAUCUGAUUGCAUUAUAACUCCUUAAAGUUAUGCAUCAGACCAGUAGUUCAUAGAAUCACAGAAUCCUGAGCAGUGUCCAGGGCAGUUCCCUCUGCUGAGGAGGGCUCCAGGGUUAAGCCAGGCUUUGCAGCAGCCCUUAAGGGGCAACCACAGAAUUAGUCAGGGUUGAAAGGGACCACAAGGAUCAGCCAGUUCCAACUCCCUGCCAUGCUCAGGGACACCCUACCCUAGGUCAUGCUGCCCACAGCCUCAACCAGCCUGGCCUUAAACACCUCCAGGGAUGGGGCCUCAACCACCUCCCUGGGCAACCACUGCCAGGCUCUCACCACCCUCAUGUUGAAGAACUUCCUCCUCACGUCCAGGCUGACUCUCCCCACCUCCAGCUUUGCUCCAUUCCCCCUAGUUCCUUGGAAGUGUUCAAAAAAAUAAAAAGCCUGGCUGGGGCACUUAGUGCUAUGGUCUAAUUGGUUGGGCAGGGCUGGGUGCUAGGUUGGGCUGGAUGAGCUUGGAGCUCUCUUCCAACCUGCCUGAUUCUAUGAUUCUGUGAUUCUUUCUGGAUGUGCAGAGGGGUUGGAGUGGGAGUACAUCUGUACCUUCUGUCAUAGGGAGUUUGUUCACCUCCCUUUCAUAGCCCUUUAAAUUAACACAACCCCCCCUGAAACCUGUGUUUUUCUUUACUUCCCCCUCCCCAAGGAGACUUGAAAUUCUCUUACAGCAUGAAAACAAAAGCUGAGGACUGCUGAGUAAAAGGGGUUUUAAAUCAGGCCAACUAACUAGUGUGACUGCUACCACGAGUCUGAUAAUUUAUUCUAAGUAGGAAAACUUUUUGCUUCAGCUCUGGAAGAGGAAUGUUUAGGCUGAGUUCCAUUCUGUGGAUUGAAAUGGAAAUGAUAAUCUUGUGGUUUAGUCAAAAAUUGGAUACUUCUUUUAGCACCACCCAGCAUCUAAUGACAAUUAGAAGAUGAAAUGUUGAAUUGAACUCUUGGGAGCUCAGUUGUGUCCUUCAAAAGGGCAGGGACCUGUUCUUGAUGCAAUCAGUCAGGUUGUAUCAGAUACAAUCAAUCUGGUUGUAUGAGCCAGGCUGAUACAAUCACAGUUGAAAACAAAGGGGCUGCUUGGGGCCUUCACACCACCUAUUGGUCCAGCCACCCGUUUUUGAAGUGACAACUGAAAACCUCUUUGCAGCUGAUCUCCCAGAAAGGUCUGCAGAUGAUUUAGAAGCCACCACCUCCUCCAGGGUGUCUUGUGAGAGGGAUGAGGGAACGAUGGCUCCUUUCAGCAAAGACACUGCACUGAAAACUAGGAAAGCUCCACUGCUGCUGUGUCUGCAGCAGGAAAAAUGCCAGAAGUGUGUUGUGUGUCUGGGCUACUGCUAUGGUUCAGUUUUGCCUUAAAAUCCAUGGGAUUACCCAUUUUUUUUAGGCACCCAACAGGCCUUGCUCCAGUUCAGCUUGUUGAAAUAUGGGCUGCCCAGGGAGGCAGUGGAGUUCCUGUCCCUGGAGGUGUUGAAGCCAAGCCUGGCUGGGGCACUUAGUGCCAUAGUCUGGUUGGUUGGCCAGGGCUGGGUGCUAGGUUGGGCUGGCUGAGCUUGGAGCUCUCUUCUGUGAUUCAUUCUGUGCUUGUAUGAUAGCAAGUUCUAGGACUGUAGAACCAUUAAGGUCAGAAAAGUCCUCUUAAGAUCACCAAGCCCAAUCUUCUCCCACUUCCCAAAAGCAGGUCUCCCCAACAGACAGCAGGUUCUUCAUGCUUUCAGUUGCUUGGGUUGUGUUGCAAAACUGGGUGGGUUUAGGUCACAGUGCCACAAAAAGGUCACUUCCCCCCACCUCAGCCUGGCAGAGCAGCUGAAGGCAGCCUAAAUAAGUCGUGGAUUCCACUGGGCUGUUUUGCAGAUCCACUCCAGUUCUUGCCAAAAAAGGUGUGUUUGUUUAAACGAGUGGAUCACUUCAGAGACCAUGGCAUGGGGUUCUGAUGGGAGUUCUGAAUGUAUUCUGGUGUUCAAUAUUCUCUUAUGACUUAGUGAGGACACUACAGGACAUAGAGCUCAGUCCUCUGAUCUUCCAAAUGCUCUGAAGUGUUCUGGUGCUUGUUAAAUGUAGGCCUUGUCUAUAAAGUAGGGGGGGGGGGGGAAAGAACACAGAAAACAAAACAAAAGUCAUACUGCUUUAACUUGACUGAAUAAUCAAAGCUAUAUUAGCUUCUCCACUUGAGGAAAUGUUGUAUCAGUCUAAAGGUACUCUCUUAUUCCUUUUCCCUGUGGGAAUAUGUUAUAGCCGUGUCCAUACAGAGGUGGGAUAUAGCUCUUUUCACACUGAGAACUGCAAAGAUGUCAUUGCUUGGAAGAAACAAACAGACAACAACAACAAAAAAAAAGGACAUUCCCAGCCAAAAAAACAAACCCAGCUCCUUCCUGAACAGGGCAGAAAUGGUGUAAAUGGUGUAAACGAGGCCUUAGUUUAAGGCUGGCAGUCUCAUGGCCACAUGGUGAUUUUUGCUGUACAUGAUGAUUGUAUUUCCUAAAAAUCCCAAGCCUGUUCUGUUGCCAGAAAGCCUGUCUGAAAUCCUGCUCUCUGAUUGUAACCGUGCAGUGUUCUCCACCUCCUGCUCUCAAUACCACUGUGGUUCUUCUCAACACCACGGCUCAGGCUUUGUUGAUGCUGAUGCUCAGGCAUUGAUGAUGUUGAUGCUCAGGUAUUGGUGAUGCUGAUGCUCAAGGCAUUGGUGAUGCUGAUGCUCAGGCAUUGGUGAUGCUGAUGCUCCAGGCAUUGGUGAUGCUGAUGCUCAAGGCAUUGGUGAUGCUGAUGCUCAGGCAUUGUUGGUGCUGAUGCUCAAGGCAUUGGUGAUGCUGAUGCUCAGGCAUUGUUGGUGCUGAUGCUCAAGGCAUUGGUGAUGCUGAUGCUCAGGCAUUGGUGAUGCUGAUGCUCAGGCACUGUUGAUGCCGAUGGUUCUGGAGCUGCUGUUGGAUUCUGUGGCUGUGGGGCUCCUGAUGGUUCUGCUUCUCUCAAAAAAAGAACAAGAAUGUACAGCGAGUUGGUUUGGUUUUUAUUGCAAAGGGCAUUUUAAAUAAAGGGCAGCUGGGCUCUUUA
Messenger RNA from Pogoniulus pusillus (Red-fronted tinkerbird), 4981 nucleotides. RefSeq names its product RAP2B, member of RAS oncogene family (gene RAP2B). The record is from RefSeq and is a predicted model, not a curated record. The coding region runs from base 259 to 810 and encodes 183 amino acids. Gene Ontology annotation, molecular function: GTP binding; GTPase activity; GDP binding. Gene Ontology annotation, biological process: negative regulation of cell migration; Rap protein signal transduction. The transcript is spliced from 2 exons. Lineage: Eukaryota; Metazoa; Chordata; Aves; Piciformes; Lybiidae. Gene Ontology annotation, cellular component: plasma membrane.